Molecule: messenger RNA, 1017 nt
Organism: Papaver somniferum (opium poppy)
Lineage: Eukaryota; Viridiplantae; Streptophyta; Magnoliopsida; Ranunculales; Papaveraceae
Exons: 2
Coding region: 1-1017 (338 amino acids)
Molecular function (GO): nucleic acid binding
Source: RefSeq, a predicted model, not a curated record
AUGGAAGUCCUGCUAAUGUGUUCCUCAAGAAUGACCAAAAAGAUUGGUCGCAAAAAAAUACAGAUUGAUCUGGAGAUGAUGAGCUUGAUUCCUUUCGGUCGGAGAACAAAUAUAAGAUCAACAACAAAGGCUUUUGGGAUGUCAAAGACCACUGUUUGGAGAAGAAUCAAAGAUGGAAGUAUUAAAGCACACUCAAAUGCUAUUAAACCAGGCUUCUCACUCAAAACAAGAAUAGCAAGACUUAAGCAUUGUCUUGAGAUGCUAGAUGAGAGUGUAUCCCCAGCAGUAUUUUCUGGUAUGUACGACCGUAUUCACAUUGAUGAAAAGUGGUUCUAUAUGUCUAAGACCACUCAAAAGUAUUAUCUUCAUCCAAUGGAAGCGCCGCCGGUACGUAGAUGUACCAGUAAGAAUUUUAUUCCAAAAGUUAUGUUUUUGUCGGCAUUAGCUCGUCCCCGAUAUGAUGAAUACGUAAAUACUCCAUUCGACGGGAAAAUUGGAAUGUGGGCGUUCAUUUUUAUGGAGGCCGCAAAGAGGAAAAGCAAAAAUCGAGUUGCAGAUAAUGCAAGGCCACACAUUGCUAUUGGUGAUGAACAAUUUUGUGAAGCUGUUCGACAAUUUGGAUUGGAUGCGCGCAUAUGUUUUCAACCUCCAAAUAGUCCAGAUUUAAAUGUCAAUGAUCUUGGAUAUUUUAGAUCUAUAGAUGAACAUCAACACUCCAAGGCUCCAAAUACCGUGCCUGAAUUGGUUGCGGGCGUGGAAAAGUCUUUUCGAGAGUGUCCAAGUUACCUGAUAAACAACGUAUUUCUAACGUUACAAACGUGCAUGAAUGAAAUAUUAAAGAAGAAAGGAGAUAAUGAUUAUUAUAUCCCACAUAUGAAGAAAGAUCAUUUGAUUAGAAUUGGUGAAUUGCCAACUUGCAUUCAGUGUGACAGUGAAGUCAUAACCGCAGCAAAAGAAGCGCUUCAGGCUCCACAACAUCAACUAUAUCAACAAGAAAAUGAAACACCACAUGAAUGA